Herpailurus yagouaroundi (jaguarundi) is the source of this 1416-nucleotide messenger RNA. It is a transcript of the gene CRABP2, whose product is annotated as cellular retinoic acid binding protein 2. The transcript is spliced from 5 exons. The record is from RefSeq and is a predicted model, not a curated record. Gene Ontology annotation, molecular function: lipid binding. Lineage: Eukaryota; Metazoa; Chordata; Mammalia; Carnivora; Felidae. Bases 373 to 981 code for a protein of 202 amino acids.
CCCGCAGGGGUCUCCGCGGGUAGCCGGCCCGGCCCCCUCCUUUGAUGUUCCGCUCCGAAGCUGCUGGGGGGGGGGGGGGGCGGCGCGGCCUCUCCUUCCGCCCUUUGGACUGCGCACGACGGUGACACCUGAGACCCCGCUCCACCCCCUUCCCGGGGCACCCAGUCUCCCUCCAACCUGGGUGGCAGCGUGGCGCGCCGGGGCUCCGCGCCUCGGUCCCCGCCUCCCCUCCCCGCCGCCGGCUGCGAUCCCCUGGGGGUCCGGGGAGCCCGGAGACGGAGAAACCGCCUUAAUAAAGAGCUCGUGUCAAGUGAUUGGCUGUGACCUCUGCCCUCCCCAGACUCGCGCCCGCGGCUCCUGCUUAACCCUUCGAUGCCCGCCCAACCCCUCAAGAGGUCUCUGAGCUCGGGGCGGCCGCCCCGGACCCAAUUGGGCCCCAGUGGAGCCGAGCCCCGCCGCCUCGUCUUCCGCAGCUCCGGCUCGGAGCGGGAUUCGCCCGCUGGUAGUGCCACCGGGUGCCGGGCGCCAAGGGGCCGAGCGCACCGAGUCAGGGGCGGGCCCGGCGCAGGGUAUAAAAGCUGCCCGCGCGGGAGCCCAAGCCAGCUCCGGGGUUGUCCUGGGACGUGUCCUGGCUCCCGAGUCUCACGACCAGGCGAGGUCGGCGACAUCUCUCUUGACGAAAAGACUCGGCGUCCAGUGCUCCGACCAAAGCAUCAUGCCCAACUUCUCCGGCAGCUGGAAGAUCAUCCGAUCGGAAAACUUCGAGGAUUUGCUCAAAGUGCUGGGGGUGAACGUGAUGCUGAGGAAGAUCGCCGUGGCGGCGGCAUCCAAGCCGGCGGUGGAGAUCAAGCAGGAGGGAGACACUUUCUACAUCAAAACCUCCACCACGGUGCGCACCACGGAGAUCAACUUCAAGAUCGGAGAGGAGUUCGAGGAGCAGACGGUGGACGGGAGACCCUGCAAGACCAUGACGGCGGAUGAUAUCGUGUGCACCAGGGUCUAUGUCCGAGAGUGAGCGGCCGACGGUCCAAGGGCUUCCAGAGCCGCCCCCCAGCCCCUGCUCCCGGCCCCACUGCCCUUCCCCCUUCCUUCUAGGCUAGCUCUCCCCUCACCCCGCUCACUCCCGGGGAUGCUGGGAUGCCUCCAGCGGGGCUCUGCUGUUUGGGGCCUCCCCUUCCUCCGCUCCCCCAACAAAGAGGGGUGGAUGGUAAGAACCCUGAUCACCCGGUCCAGAGUCACUCCCCUUCCCCGGCCAGCAGUCCCAGCCCCAAACCAGCCCAGAGCACAGCCCCUCUCUCUGUGAGGGGACCUGAGGGCCCCAGUGGGAAAGACGGCCCUCUGGUUUCCACUCUUUGUCCCGGUAGCCUACACAGUGUAGAAUAUUUAUUGGUUAAUUUUAUUAAAAUGUUUUGAAAA